Molecule: messenger RNA, 663 nt
Organism: Lasiodiplodia theobromae
Lineage: Eukaryota; Fungi; Ascomycota; Dothideomycetes; Botryosphaeriales; Botryosphaeriaceae
Product: Cfem domain containing protein
Exons: 3
Coding region: 1-663 (220 amino acids)
Source: RefSeq, a predicted model, not a curated record
AUGAAGACUUUCGCAUUCGCCACCGUGGCUGCGCUCAGCGCUGUUGCUACCGCCCAAGACUUGGGGCUGUUGCUCUCAUCCUGCGCCUCCGAUCAAUUUCAGGAACUUGGAUUGACCGGAGUCGACGGUGAUCCGUGCAAGAGCGAUGCGGGCAAAUCUUCGUACUAUGAGUGCUCCUGCACCAAGGGUCAGGAGUUUGUCGUCGAUUACCUCUGCAAAAACCCUGGAUCCUGCAGCCCCAGCGACAUCCCUGGCUUGACGGAUACUCUCGUCAGCUUCUGCAAAUCGGUCGGUGUCACCGUCACAGCUCCCUCGAACCCGUGCGGUCUCUCCGGCGGUAGUAGCUCUUCUGCUCCUGCGUCCUCUGCCACAUCCGCUCCCGCCACGUCCGCCCCUAGUUCUUCACCUGCAUCGUCGCCAGCCUCCUCGGCGGCUUCCUCCGCAGCGAGCUCUGCCCCGAGCUAUGCCCCCAGCUCCGCUGCAUCAUCUCCUCCGGCCACAACUCCCGCCGGUACACCCACUACCCCGGCUGGAACCCCUUAUGGUACUCCAGCCGGCACCCCGGCCAGCGCUCCGGCUGCCUACACUGGUGCAGCUGCAGUUAAAAACGUGGCUGGUGGUCUCGUCGGUGUGGCUGGUUUUGCUGGCCUCUUCUUCCUCUGA